AAUGGAUCAGUACAGCUUACAAAUAUUGUCUAAACUAUGGCGGCCGCAGCUCCAGCACAACACUAUCCUUCUCAGCACGCAGGUGUUUCUGAGCCAGGACAUGCUUCACCGCAAGGCUACGCUCCCCAACAUAACCACAUUCCUCAGGAUGGAUACGCUCAAAAUAUGCAGCAGCCUUAUGUACCAGCGCAUGGGGUAGCUCCAAUAUUUCAGCCAAGACAAAACACAACUAGAGGAACUGGCAUAUUCCAGCAAUGUAUGGCAGUGCAGCCUACGAGCCUCAUGAUCAAGGAGAGGGUAAUGUCCCUAUCCAGUGAUAAUUUCGAAAUCUACACCGUUGAUGGUAAAAUGGCUUUCAAAGUUGCUGGGAAGUACUUCUCCCUGAGCGGCCGCAAGGAACUAUACGAUAGCAACAACAAGCACUUGUUCACCAUCCGCAAGAGGCAUUUGACUAUCCAUACCACGUUUUAUCUCGAGGAUCCAGCUGGCAAGGAAAUACUUGAGGCUAAGAGUAGUUUCGCAAUGUUUGGUUCCAAAUUCACAGCUCGCUUCACUAGCCUUGACGGCCGCGCAGUAGAACUCAAAUUGAAGUGCAACUUCUUCGAUACAGCCCAGAUCACAGAUGCGAACAACCAGAAUUUACCUCUUGCGCAGAUUAACCGAAUUCAUUUUAAGAAGCGUGAUUUGUUUCUUGGCCAGCAAGUCUAUGAGCUGAUUGUGUAUCCUGGGGUCGAUAUGUCACUUAUGGUAGCCAUGUGUAUCUGUUUGGAUGAGAAGAAAAACGAAGGUAGCUAAGCGCUGUAACAUCUUAUUAUCUCAAGUUUAGCGUUUUUAAAAUGGUCACAAGUUACGUUACGAUUAUGGAUGGGAAAUAAAAUGAGUUUUCUACUCUAGCAUAGACAAUAUACCCU
Pseudovirgaria hyperparasitica is the source of this 911-nucleotide messenger RNA. Its product is annotated as DUF567-domain-containing protein. The transcript is spliced from 2 exons. The record is from RefSeq and is a predicted model, not a curated record. Bases 37 to 795 code for a protein of 252 amino acids. NCBI's taxonomy places the organism in Eukaryota, Fungi, Ascomycota, Dothideomycetes, Acrospermales, Acrospermaceae.